AAGAUAUAUAUAUUUUUAUAUAUAUUUAUAUAUUGUUUAUUAUUUAAAUAUAUAUAUAUAUACAUAUUUUUUUUUUUGUUUUUUUUUUUAUAAUUAAAAAAAAAAAAAAAUUUAUAAAUAUACAAGAAAAUGAAAGGAAAUAAACCAGAAGCGUAUGAUCUAUUUUUAUAUUUAGAUUCAUUAAGUAUAGGUAGUUUACAAUCCAUUUUAAAAUGUAAUAAUCCUACACACUAUUAUUUCGAAAAACUUCUACCAUUGAUUAAAUUAAUAGAUCAUCUCAGUAAUAUGGAUAAAUCAAUUUCAGAAUUAUUUUAUGAAAGAAUGCGAUUUAAAUCAGAACUGUUUGACUCAAGUAAAAUUAAACAUUAUAGUGAAAUUAUUCAAUUUAUAAAGAAAUAUCAAGAGUAUUUGCCUGUUGAAAAGAGAAAAACUAUAUUGGAGUUCUUUGAUAAGCUAAUUAAGCAUUGGACUACUUACACAAUUGACAUAGAUUCAAGUUUAAUCGGAUUGGCCCCAAACGAUGGUACAGUAUCCAAAUUAGCACAGGAUAUAGAAUUAUUAAAAGUUAACAGCAGCAAAGAAAUGGCCCAAAUUAUGAAGGAAGAAGAUUUUAUAAAAAAUAUGUUAAAGUGGAGCUCAUUUGAAAAUCCAAUAGAGCUAAUGAAGCAAAUUAGACAUUAUUCAUCAUUAUUUAGGGGUGUCGAUAAAUUAAAAAAGGGUGACAUUAUAGUUGUUCGUUUUACAACCCUUACUCAAGUAUCCCCAUCUUCAUCAUCUUCAUCUUCAGGUAGUUCAUCAUCUUUAAAUAAUAGUAAUGCUAUACCUGUAUCGGGUUCAUUAUCCUCGCUACCAUUCAUGGUAAUUGCAAGUGGCUCACCAAGUAUAUUGGGAAAUUCCAACUCAUCAAUUUCACCAAGUUCUUCGUCAACAGGCAUUAUUACAAGCAAUUCAACAUUUUCAUCCAUUCAAGCAAGAUCUCUAUUUUCAAAAACAAAAAUUAUACCAAAUAGAUUCUCAUCAUCCUACAAAAAAUCAAUUUCAAAUAUACCAAUCAUUACAUUGGAAGAAUACUAUAAGAAUUGCAUAAGGUUACCACCACACAUAUCUCAACAAAUCAACAGCAGUGGUAUUGGAAGUGGCCCAGGCGGUGCAUAUAAAGACACAAGCCACGGUUCAUUUGGAAUCGGUAAAAACUUUCAACCAAAAGCUCAAUUUGCAAGAUUUAGUGGUGAAAAAGCGGGAAAUUUCUUUUUAUGUUACUUUUCAUCUCAAGAAACUGAGGCAGUUGCAGUUGCACCUGAAAAUAUUUUAAUUCUUAACAAGAGGCUCAUAGAAAAGAUUAAAGAGAACGAUAAACUUUACCUCAGAAAACUUAUUCAUCAACCAUCAGAUGAAUUCACUAGAGAAUUAGUACUAAAGGGUAAAGAGAGUACAGUUGGUUACCUAAAUCAGAUCAAUGUUGAUUUAAAAUUUGUUCAAUUUGAAUCAUUAAAUACACCAAAUCUAUUGGCUUUGAAAAAAAUUAGGAUCAUGAAAUCUAAAGUGCAAUCUAUCCUUUCAGAAAACUCCCAUCCCCUGUACAGAGAAUUAGAUAUACAAGUUAAAAACGAAAUUAGUCAGUUCCUCACUCACAUGAAUGAGAGUCAAAUGUUUAUGCCAACCUACGGUAAUACACUAAAUGACUUGAAUGAAAACCAUUCACUAUCUAUGGCAAAAAGCAAAAUGAAUCAAAUUUAUGGUGAAAUAGAAAUGGCAUUGGAUAAAUUCGAAUUUGAAAAACUACAAUACCUCAACGCUAAUAGAAAAAAUGAAAUUACAGAAUGGUGGUUAAAAACCAUCGAAUCCAAAUGUUUAGAUUUCUUAGAGAAAAGAUAUUUCAAACCUUCAGCCAUUCCAGAUAACUAUAUCGAACAAGCUCCCAACAACAUAUUUGAUAUCUUUGAAAACCUCAAGAUUAUCAAACUAGUACUUAGCCCAAGUGAAAAUCAAAAACAGGUUCUUUUACAAAUGAUGGAAGAACAACAACAACAGGAAGUGAUUGCUGCAACCAAUAACAUAAACAGCAAUGGCCAAGGUUUAAGAAAAAGAUCCAAUACGCCUCAACUACAACAACCACAAAAAGAAACUUUAAACUUUUCACCAGUUGAGCUAAUUGAACAACUAAAGAGCGAGAUAUACCCAAUAAUUGAUGAUUUUAUUAAAAGAAGCCAUGCUGUAUUCUGUGAUAUUUUAAACGUCGAUAACCUAAACGAUAACAAUUCAAUUAAAGAUCUAUUAAAUGAAAGAAAACCAUCUAUGAAAUCAAAUUUAUUUUCUCAAUUAGAAGAUUUAUUAUCAGAUUUAGAAUAUUUGGAAGAAAUGAAGCGUUUAGAAGCCAACCCUGAGGCCACAUCAUUCCACAUUGUUCCAAUUAGUGGCUUAGUAAUUGGCUUCUUUGCAAGAAUCGAAAAUGAAUUAAAAACAAUUAUUGAACUAUAUAGUCCAGAUGGUCAAUAUAUUUUAAAACUAAAUGGACCCAUACCAAAACAACCACAAGAAAUUGUUCAAGAUAAUUCAUUUGUUGAAUUAUCAUUAAAUGAUAAUAAUAAUACAAAAGCAAACGCUUCAAAUAUAAAGAAUUCUAAUAUUAUAAUAGGUCAUCGUGUUGCUCAACAUUCAUAUUCAGAAUCAGAUAGUCCAUUAACUUUAACAAUUAAUAAGGUUGGUGCACAAAAUAGACCCUCUUCACCAACUAAUAAUAUUAAUAAUAACAACAACGCCAAUAAUAAUAGUUCAUUACCUACUAUUGAAGAAAAAUCAGCACUAAUCGAAUCAAUUAAAUCUACUGAUCCAACUUUAGUCGAAGAAACUAUAAAGAACUUAAUGGUUGAAAAUGAUGACAAUCUUAGCGAUAUUAUUAACGAACUAGAUAACGAUGGAUGGACACCACUUCAUAUAGCUUGCUC
Messenger RNA from Dictyostelium purpureum, 2945 nucleotides. RefSeq lists its product as uncharacterized. The record is from RefSeq and is a predicted model, not a curated record. The transcript is spliced from 2 exons. The annotation marks the transcript as partial. Lineage: Eukaryota; Evosea; Eumycetozoa; Dictyosteliales; Dictyosteliaceae.